UAGAUACGCGAUUCAGUCAACUCCGUGGAUUGACCAUAGAGCCACUGCAGAGUGUUUUGGUGUCAACUAUUCGUGGGACAAUUGUGUAAAACUGGCUCACCAAUUUUGGAUUUCGUAUCAUCCGCCUACCGGGGCGAAGCAUACAUCUAGCGGUGAUGAGACUCCGCCAAUACCAGAAGAGGAAUUGGAGCAGCAGAAGAUUGAACACGAACGUCAAAUGCAGAAGGAAAAGGAAUGCCAAGCACGGGAGGCUGAGGAGGACCGGAAGCUGGACAUAGAGUUACUGCACCAGCGGGCCAUUGAAGCGGAGGCAGAACAAAAGAGGGAGAUCGCCGACGCGUCAGGGGCGGUGCGUGGCAUGAACACAUCGUGGUCGCACCACGGCCUGUGUGAGCUGCCGCGCAUGGCGACUAGGUGGCGUCACAGUAGACCGUCCAUACCGGACACCCAUUAUAGAAAUAUAAUUGCGCAGAAUAUGCUGAAAAAGGCGUGCAGUGCACAGUUGACCACGCCUCACUCUAUACAAAGCAUCACGGAAUGUGACAACUGGAUCAACCUAUCCCGCCUAGGAACUCGUAGAGAUGACUCCAUAGACAGUGACGUGUGCUGCGAAGGAGCGGCGUGCGAGGCAAGCGCGGACGCUCGCGCCUGGCGGUCCUCGGCAAGCGACGUCUGCCCUCAAAUGCGAAUCGACAGGGAUCGAGCACCCUCAUGUCCAGGAUGUCGUGCUCCGAUUGCCUCCCUGGAUUGCAUGGAUGAUUUCAGCGCAAAUUCUCAGCAGAUGCUAGAUCAAGCUGGAGAAAUCAGUGUGUCUCGGCAUAUGUCAACGUAUAUGGGAAUUCACGCCAACAUGCCUUCGGUGGUAACUCCCGGAUUAAGGUACAAAAACCUAGGCAAAUCCGGUCUCCGCGUGCCCAAUAUUGGCGUAGGCAUCUGGACUAUGCUUAAUGAAGAUUACGCGGAGGACAUUAUACUGACUGCUCUGGAGAACGGUAUAAAUCUGUUCGACUUGUCGGAGGCUCAUUGUGCAAAAGGCGAAGCUGAACUGGGGAGGAUUCUAAAGAAAAUAAACGUUAGACGAACGAGUAUUAUUAUUACGACAAAGAUUUACUGGAGUACCAAGUUUGGUAAUGACAGGUCGGAUGAGAGAGGUCUAUCUCGUAAGCAUAUAAUCGAAAGCAUCAAGGCCUCGCUGGCGAGACUACAGGUGGAAUAUAUCGACGUGGUACUCUUGCAUAAGGUCGAUCCUGUUUGCCCGAUGGAAGAAUUGGUACGUGCUAUGAAUUUUGUUAUAAACCAAGGAUGGGUCAUGUAUUGGGGGACGGCUCGUUGGUCACCUGCUGAGAUAAUGGACGCCUACACAAAUUGCAGACAGUUUAACUGUAUUACUCCGAUAGUAGAACAAACAGAAUACCACAUGUUCUGCAGGGAGAAACCAGAAUUAUACAUGCCUGAGUUAUAUCAUAAAAUAGGAGUAGGUAUGAUGGCGUGGUCGGCCAUAACGACUGGCAAGGGGCUGGGCCGCGAGGAGAUCACGGGGCUCUUCGCCAAGUCCCGGUUCAACAGGAAGUACAGCACGUUCAGUUGGUGCGAGGAGGACCUGGCGGUACCAGACAUGAGAAGCUCCGGAAGUAAGGAGCAGGUGACAGGUGAAGAACCUCGGACAUACGGAGACAAGUUACGUGACCUAUCGAAUCUCGCAAAUUCACUGAAUUGCUCGAUGAGUCAACUGGCUGUGGCGUGGUGCUUGAAAAAUGAAUCAGUCAAUUGCCUGCUUUUAGGCGCCACCAGCGUUGAACAAUUUAAAGAAAACAUUCACGCGUUACAGAUUGUCCCGCAAUUAACACCCUUAGUAAUGGCUGAGAUCGAAAGGUUGUUAGCGAACAAGCCACAACGGCCCCCCAUGGUGUCUACGCUGGCCAUGCGGAACCAACAGAACAAUAACACUGUGCGAGUAGAUAUGACCGGCGCAACGUCUGGAACGGGCUCGCCUAAGCCCGAGGGCGAGACGAUCGAGGGCGAAGCCUCCACCCCCGGCAAGGAGCCCGGGAGGGGCUUUUGUGAGAUUCAGUGACCGUGGUGGCGCGGAAGCACUGACUCUGCUUCCAAAUCUAGUAAAUCAAAGGAAUCGCUUAAGGAAUCGAAGCCAAAGUUCUUUUUGAAUAAUGCGGGCGAAGUCAUCAAGCGAACAGAACAAGACGGUAUAUCAACUGACGUGGUUGUGUCGGUGUCAUCGCUGAAAGGCAAGCAACCAGCGAGCGGCGGCAGCAAGGUGAAGAAGUCCAAGUCGGAGCCGGCGCGCGCCCGCUCCUCGUCUCUGCAGCGCUCGUCCUCGGGCCAGCUGGCGGGCGCGCGCGACCGACGCCGCUCCCGGCUCGACCUCUCCUCCCCGGCGGACAUAUAACACGAGGUGAACAUGGCCUGCAUCACCUCUAACAUGCCUGGCUUAUUCUAUGAAAACGAAAGAGAAACUGUUGCGAAACCACCCCGCCGGCAUUACCUGUUCGAGAGCGACACCCAGGCCCCGGCGACCUCCCAACAGAUGGGGUGUGCGUGCGGCCAGUGCGAAUCGACCUCAGAAACAUAUACGAAAAUUUAAACUGGAAGUGAUUUAAUAGAUCUGUGAUGAAGUUAACCAAUAAUGCAAAUCUUGUACGGGAUAUAAACAAUCGAUGGAUAUAUUAUCUAGUAAAGUGAGUGUUACCAAAAUCUUUAUUGUAGAGCCUACCUUGUUUCGAAUCGACAGAUUCGAAUCGAAUCUACUUGAUAAUUAGAUAGUAUACGUAAGGAUGUAAACAUCUAGAUUUGUAAAAAAGGAUUGUCACUCUUGCACAUGUAGGUAGUUGUUUAUAUAUGACCAGCCAAAUAGGGAAGUAAGGCAAAUAAAUACUUUUCGUACUGUUUUCGUAGUGGGUACGACUCGAAGUCCUAAUUAGAUGGAAUUUCAAGAAAGUAAGCGAUUAAUCCAGUGCAUUUUAGAAGUGUCUUUUAAUACUACAAUGUAAUUUAAUAUACAGAAAUUGUGAUCCAGGUGUCUCGAAAGCGACACGAUCGUCAAAUUCAGUAGAUUCCUUUGAAAAUACUAGGUUAGGAAGAUUAUUUAAAAAAAGUCAUAACCUAUAAAUGCUUUUUCUGAUACGCAAAUAUUAACUUGGUCCGUCUGGCUUAAACAAUUUGAGAACUUAAUUGGUCAUAUAUGCAAGCCACUCACACCACCUGCUCGAAAGUUAAGCCUUCUAGUGUGCAUACCAGCAUAUUUGUCAUGCUUCCGCCGAGUAUUUAAAUUCGCACCUCCGUUCUAUAGAGUCCACUUUAUAAGCAGGCAUCGUAUCUUAUAACGUGAUACGAUAGUAGGGCCAGAGCUGUGCCCUGGUUUCAACAGAGUACCUAAUAAUAGUUUACUAUUAUCGUCCUAUCCGGCAAAUCACUGCCGAAUUUAGUGCGCGGUCCUUAAGAAACCUAGAUGUACAUUCUUUGUCGGUAUAGAUACAAAUUUGGUAAAAUCCUAUAUAAAUAGGUGAUUGAAUUUAGAAUUAAUAGGAUCACGUAAUUGUACAUGAAACAACUGU
This is a messenger RNA of Cydia amplana, 3569 nucleotides long. RefSeq names its product voltage-gated potassium channel subunit beta-2 (gene Hk). The coding region runs from base 218 to 2074 and encodes 618 amino acids. Gene Ontology annotation, biological process: potassium ion transport; regulation of potassium ion transmembrane transport. The record is from RefSeq and is a predicted model, not a curated record. Lineage: Eukaryota; Metazoa; Arthropoda; Insecta; Lepidoptera; Tortricidae. Gene Ontology annotation, cellular component: cytoplasm; voltage-gated potassium channel complex. Gene Ontology annotation, molecular function: potassium channel regulator activity; transmembrane transporter binding; voltage-gated potassium channel activity. The transcript is spliced from 19 exons.